Molecule: messenger RNA, 855 nt
Organism: Neltuma alba
Lineage: Eukaryota; Viridiplantae; Streptophyta; Magnoliopsida; Fabales; Fabaceae
Product: ubiquitin-conjugating enzyme E2-17 kDa
Exons: 5
Coding region: 137-583 (148 amino acids)
Source: RefSeq, a predicted model, not a curated record
AAGCCGGCUUGUGAGCAUACGACGACAGCCGGAGGCUAUAUAUAGAAGAUCCUCCCGUAUCCCGUUAUUCGUUCACUCCCGGACGCUAGCCCUCCCCUCGAGGAAGAUCAAAUCCCUGGGUUUGCGAGGAGUGAGAAUGGCUUCAAAACGCAUUAAUAAGGAAUUGAGGGACUUACAGAAGGAUCCUCCGGUUUCCUGUAGCGCUGGCCCUGUUGGUGAAGAUAUGUUUCAUUGGCAAGCCACAAUUAUGGGCCCAGCAGACAGUCCUUAUGCUGGGGGUGUAUUCCUGGUGAACAUCCACUUUCCCCCAGAUUAUCCAUUCAAGCCACCCAAGGUUUCCUUUAGAACAAAGGUAUAUCACCCAAACAUUAACAGCAAUGGAAGUAUCUGUCUUGACAUUCUGAAAGAGCAGUGGAGCCCUGCUCUUACAGUUUCUAAGGUGCUGCUGUCAAUAUGCUCACUGCUCACUGAUCCAAACCCAGAUGACCCUUUGGUGCCUGAGAUUGCUCACAUCUACAAGAACGACAAAGCCAAAUAUGAAACUACGGCCCGUUCUUGGACUCAAAAAUAUGCCAUGAAUUAGCUUAGCCCUCCCCCCCCGGGCGGGGGGCCGGGGGCUUUUGCUCAGAAACAGUUAGUGCUUCGCGCUAUCAUCAUUUCGUAAUAAUCCGUCCAAGCUGUAUGAAUGUUGAACAACUCUCUAGCCUUGUAGCUAUUGACUUCAAUUUCAAGCGUUUAUUUUACUUUUGUGUCUGGUGGUAGCCUAUAUAUCUUCUCAUCAUUAAUUACUAAAUGUGGAAUCCAUGUGUUAUAUACUUUGAUUAAAUAAGCUUUACUUUUAUGGUUUAUAAAUAA